This is a messenger RNA of Colletotrichum graminicola M1.001, 3399 nucleotides long. RefSeq lists its product as uncharacterized. Bases 1 to 3399 code for a protein of 1132 amino acids. The transcript is spliced from 4 exons. Lineage: Eukaryota; Fungi; Ascomycota; Sordariomycetes; Glomerellales; Glomerellaceae. The record is from RefSeq and is a predicted model, not a curated record. Gene Ontology annotation, cellular component: GARP complex. Gene Ontology annotation, molecular function: syntaxin binding. Gene Ontology annotation, biological process: retrograde transport, endosome to Golgi; Golgi to vacuole transport.
AUGUACUCCUCACCAGGCGCGCGGAGGUCGGUAGACACGAUAUCGUCGCUAUCUCCUCCAUCAACGCGCACCGAGUUUCCUUUUCACAAACAAGGACAAGCUCACCCAAACCAUUCCGCGAGACGGGGCUCGAAUGCGAGCUCCAUACACUCAAUAGGAGGCUCGCUCGAUACCUCGUCCAGCACCUGGGCGAACUCGGUGCUGGAAUCUGGGCAAAACGCUAUCUCUACCUUACUGCAACCGCCCAUUGUGCGGACCGGCCUGCAGCCCCAUACCUCUGCCCCUGCUUUCAGCACACAUAAGCCGCCGACCGCACGCGAUAUCCCUCCCGUGACCCUGACGAACAUUCCUCACAUCGACCCGGUCGAGUUUAAACCGUACUUGUCGCAAGUGGGUGCCCUCUACGAGCAGCUUCGACGAGUCAAAGAACAAGAAGAUGAACGUCCCGGCUCCUCGGGCCGCCGGUCGAGCAGACACGACGAUUUCACGGAAUCCCUUGACGAGAGCCACCUGAAGCCCGCUGGUCGACUGCCUGCUAGGCGAAAAUCGUCGAUUGCGUCAAUAACAUCGAUCACUUCCAUUGAUAGCCCGGGGCCAUUGCGACGCUCUAGCUCCGGAUUCGGCCGAAAGGGCGGGCAAGGCCCACCCCCGUUGUCGACGAUACCCAACGUUUACUUCGACGAAGACUUUCAUCUAGAAAACCCAAGAACCUUUGACGUCGUCAGCGAGAGGUCGGAGGUCGUACCACCUGCACCAGGACGUGCAGACGACAAGGCCGGUAACAAUGGAGAUGUCGUGGCUCCCCGGAAGGCUCUGGCUACCAAUGCCAUACUUCAAGAGAAGCUCUCGUGGUACAUGGACACUAUUGAGGUUCACCUAAUCAACUCUAUAUCGACUGCGUCAACCACCUUCUUCAGUGCACUCGGCUCUCUACGAGAAUUACAUUCCGAGGCUGCAGAGUCCGUGGAUCGUAUUAGAGCACUCAGAAAGGAGCUCGAGGCCCUUGACGAAGAAAUCGCCACCCGGGGCCUGAACAUAGUGCAGAAGCGCCGACGAAGAGAGAAUGUGCAGGCCCUCAACGAUGCGGUCCUGCAACUUCGGCAUGUGGUCGAGGGUGUUGCAUCAUGCGAGUCGCUGGUGGAGGCUGGGGAAGUGGACGAGGCUUUAAGUCGCAUUGACAGCCUAGAGCAUCUCAUAGCCGGCGAGCAUGACGAGUCUCCCGAUGCGGAACCUCCUGUACUACCUCUGUCGCGGUUGAGGGACUUGAGGGGGGCAACAGCUCUUCGGAGCGUCAAUGACGACCUGCAGCAGUUGCGGUUCCGUAUCGGAAAAGCUUACGAGUCCAAAGUCCAGAGCCUGUUACUGGCUGAUCUGCGUAGACACGUAGAGACCGUACAAAGCCGCGAGGUUCUCCUCCGUUGGGGCAGCUCGUCAUUGCGGGCGAGGGGGGGCGGCACUGCAAGAGAGUCGGCUGGCCCGCCAGCCUACCUUACCUCUACACAAGAACUGCGUAAAGCCAUCAUGCCGAACCUGCUUGGCCUUCACCGGGCUCAGCACAUCUCGACUGCGAUUGCAGGCUACCGGGAGGCGGUGCUACGCGAGAUUCGCAAUAUAAUUCGCAAACCAUUGCCAAGCUCCAACGAUGACGACAACGAGUCCAUGAUGUCUGCUUCGACUAUGAGUGGCGGAAGAAACCUCUCCAACCAGGAGAAGUCGUCCAUUUUGGCGAGGAACCUUCGAGCACUCGACCCUAAGGAUGCUGAAGACCUGCUAAAGAUGGUAUACAUUGGCGUCACAGAGACCCUCCGACGGCUGACGACACAGGUCAAGGUGCUUCUCGACAUUGCAAGCUCUUUGACGGAAGAAGCCACCGCUGCCGGCCUCAAGUCCCCGCCAGCCCGUUCUCCUCUUGCUAGCCCGACACCUUUUGACCGAGAAUUCCCUAGAUUUGACGACUCUCCUAGCUUCGAGGUUCAAGAAGAGAUCCACAAGGCCAUGGAUAUCGCCAACUUGGUUGGGCAGGCUGUCGACGUCGCUCAGGAUAAGAUAGUAAAAGUGUUGAAGGUACGGUCAGAGCAAAGCACGCACUUGAGCCUGUCUUGGUUCCUUCGCUACUUCACUCUCAACCUCUUCUUUGCCAAUGAGUGUGAAGCGAUCUCCGGGCGCAGCGGCACGGCGUUGAAGACCCUGGUCAACGGCCACAUCAAGGAGUUCGUGCAGCAUCACGGCGAUGCGGAGAAACAAAAGCUGGCCCAAGGAAUGGAAUCCGACCAGUGGAGCGCGAAAGACUUCAACGAGAAAGAUAAGGCUCUCCUGGAUCAAGUGCUCGAGAGCAGUACUAAGGAUGCUGCAACGUGGUCAAGCGGAAGUAAGAUAUGGGAAGAAAACCAAGACGACGAGGUCUCGAACGGAACGACGACAACGCCGGCAGAGACCAACGGCACUGGCGGGAAAGAAAAGGCGCGGACGGCCGAGAUUGAGAGCGAAACGUUCCUACUGCCCAACUCAGCCAUACUGUGCCUGGAGGGCAUCUCGCAUUUCCUCCACCUCAUCGGCGGCAUCCCGUCCAUGGCCGCCGACGUCGCCACCUCUCUCAUCACAUACCUGCAGCUCUUCAACUCCCGCUGCACCCAGCUCAUCCUUGGCGCGGGUGCCACCCGGUCUGCUGGUCUCAAGAACAUCACGACGCGACACCUGGCUUUGGCAUCUCAAGCGCUGUCAUUCAUCGCAACAUUGAUCCCUCACAUCCGAGAGUUUGUUCGCAGACACGCCGGCUCAGGAGCCGGCGUGUCUAGCCUGAUGGGUGAGUUCGACAAGGUUAGGCGCCUGUUCCAGGAACACCAGAACAGCAUCUAUGACAAGCUGGUGGAUAUCAUGAGCGGACGCGCGUCACAGCACUCAAAAUCCAUGAAGACGAUCGACUGGGACCACGACAACAGCCAGUCGGCCCACGCAUACAUGGAGACGCUGGCCAAGGAAACGACCACUCUACACAGGGUACUGACCAAGCACCUGCCGGAAACCUCGGUGCAGUUGAUCAUGGGCCCCGUUUUCGCAAGCUACAAGGACCAGUUCGGCAAGGCCUUCCAGGCCGCAAACCCAAAGACGGGUACUGGUCGUGACAGCAUGCUUCGUGACGUGGAUUUCUUCUCAGCCAAGCUCGGCAAGCUUGAUGGGUUUCGGGACACGGGCGAUUACUUGAGGAGCAUCAUCAACUCGAAAGAGAUCAAGACUGCCGCAUCGCCGCCGCCGCCGUCUGAAAAACAGGUGGACGGUGGAUCGGAGACAACAGGCUCAGGCAGGAAUUCAACAACCGGGCCGGGAAGCAGACAGAGCGCGGAGGGGUCGGCACAGGCAGAGUCGCCGCCUGCCGUCGAGGAGCCCAAGCAGGCAUCAUGA